Messenger RNA from Drosophila biarmipes, 848 nucleotides. Its product is annotated as thioredoxin-related transmembrane protein 1. The coding region runs from base 78 to 794 and encodes 238 amino acids. The transcript has a single exon. The record is from RefSeq and is a predicted model, not a curated record. Lineage: Eukaryota; Metazoa; Arthropoda; Insecta; Diptera; Drosophilidae.
CAUUACUGUCACUGCGAUACGGCACAUCAAAAAAUAAACUUGCUAGAAAAAUUAAAAAAUCCUUUAAGUUUACAUAAAUGACUUUAAAGUUGCUCUUGGUUCUACUGGCCUCCAUGAUUCCAUUUCGCGAGUCUGAGAACUCCAUAAAUACGGACCUCUGCUCCCGGUUCAUAAGAUCCCACUCAACCGAUUCCGAUGGCAGGGGACGCAUUACCAUGAUCGAUGAGAUUAACUGGACGGAGGUGCUAACCGGCGAGUGGUUGCUGAUAUUAUGCUCGUUACCGGAUCAGAAGUGCAAGGAUCUGGAGAGGAGCUUAUACAACUUGGCUGCCACCUCCAUGGGUUGCCUCGAUAUUGGACUGGCUGUUUGCGAUCUCUCAAAGCUUUCGACGAUGCAAAGACGAUUCUCCGCCUUUGCCGACGAGACCAUAUAUCAUGUGCUGGAUGGGGACUUUCGUAAAUUGAAUGCCAAACAGGACCUGAUAUCCCUCCGCGAUCUCUUGCAUCUACGUGAAUGGAUGGAGAUUCACACUGUGCCGUUUUGGAGACACCCAACUUCCAUAUUUACCAAUUUCUCUGUUUUUGCUUUUAGUUCUCUCGUCACCUUGCUGCGGUCUGGACUUGUUGGACGUAAUGUUUUGUUUGCCACUAUUAUUCUCGACUUGGUGUUUGUCAGCAUUAUGGAUAUUGUCAUACUAACCAUAUAUGUCUUGUGGUGUUUAGCCUCGAAAAUUAUUUCCAACUACCAUCGUUCUAAAAAAACACACUACCAGUUAACUACGUAUAUCAAUUAGACGUACAGAAAGCAUGCAAAUAUUAUCCAAUAAAAUAUAUAUCUUUUUACCAUA